Molecule: messenger RNA, 950 nt
Organism: Pyricularia oryzae 70-15
Lineage: Eukaryota; Fungi; Ascomycota; Sordariomycetes; Magnaporthales; Pyriculariaceae
Exons: 2
Coding region: 161-631 (156 amino acids)
Cellular component (GO): nucleus; cytoplasm
Molecular function (GO): protein tyrosine phosphatase activity
Source: RefSeq, a predicted model, not a curated record
CCCAAACCCGAAAUAGCAUGUUCUUAUAGUCUGACUGCUCGCGUCUGUCUCGUCCAUACUUUUACGUUCAUCCUGUGAGCAACAGCAUCUUGAACCACGAAUCUUAGCAUAGUCGCCUGCCACGCCCUAUUUUUCUAAACCAAGCAUCACCCCACAAGCAAUGGCAGAACCACAACAGCCAACAAAGGCCGAGCCAUGGUGGGCGGCGCUUCCGGCACCCAGGGCACGCUGCCCAACCCUCCCGGCAGACGAGGUACUGAAGCUGCUGGAGGAAAAUACAGGCACUGCCUCAGGGGCUAGCGACGUGCUGCUCGUCGACGUGCGUCGCGACGACUGGACGGGCGGCACCGUGGCAGGCUCAGUCAACCUGCCGGCGCAGAGCCUGUAUGCGACACGCGGGGCCAUCUAUGAUCUUUGCAGGAGGGCUGGGGUCAAGAGGGUCGUGUUUUACUGCGGAUCCUGCUCAGACGGAGGCAGGGGAUGGAAGUGUGCAAACUGGUUCCAGGACUACGUCGACGAAAAGGGCGACACUGAGAUCCAGGGGAUGCUGUUGGAAGGAGGCAUCAAGGGGUGGGUGAAGCGGUUCGGGGGCAAGGGUGUACAAGGCUUUGAUGCAAACUGUUGGAUGUAGGGUUGGGAGGAAAGCUGCACGCCACAAGGCUUCGGUUGAAAUCUGACGUUGUCUCAUGGGUAUCGUUUCUUUUUCUCUGCCCGUUGGCUUCUUAGUUGGAGAAGCAUAAAUGAGGCCGCACAAGCCACGCCACGCCACAUAGCGAGUCCCGCAUACCAAACAAGGCCCCUUGGUCCCUAGGUGUGUCACGACCCGACCGUCUCUAGGUUGCGGUUGGGAUGAGAACUGGCCGGCUAAUUAUAGACACCAUAAUCAACAUAGCUGGCCAUAUCAGCUCCCUGGUUCAAGAGCAUCUGGACCACAUGCGCGUUGCUCUGCG